Molecule: messenger RNA, 2894 nt
Organism: Mizuhopecten yessoensis (Yesso scallop)
Lineage: Eukaryota; Metazoa; Mollusca; Bivalvia; Pectinida; Pectinidae
Exons: 1
Coding region: 28-1353 (441 amino acids)
Source: RefSeq, a predicted model, not a curated record
CAAAAAACCUCUGGCGAUUCUCUCGACAUGACAAACUACCUAAAUUGGAGUACUACUCGAUUGCGACAUGAACUUGGUGUUAAAGGCAUUGUUUCGUCAGCGACGUUCACGUUAACCACACUGCGACGCCUUUAUGUGGACAAUGUUCUAACGAAUGCAAAUUCUUCUGCUGAUACCACUACGAGCGUUACUACUAAUCAACAGAACGAUGUUAUUGUUCAUGCGGAAGCAUCGCCUCGACAAACACGAUCGUCUCCCCGCAUGCAAGAAGCAGACGUCGAGUCGGACGACGUAGUACAUUUAAAUGAGACUGUACGACAAGAACAAGGAUCUAUGUUUUCGCAAAGAAAUAGUGCUGCCACAGUGCGUAGUGAUACGGUUACGAACAAUACCGGAAAUGACAGUUCCAACAUGGCCGCCCCCAUGUUUGGCCAGUUUAUGGCUGGCAUGAGCCAAUUUUUCAUGGAUUUCAUGUCACAACAGAAUAGCCAGACAGCGAAAGAUGUCACCCUUGCCCAGGUCUACAGCCAGGAAGCACGUCAGUCACCUUUGGCAGGAAAUCUGACCAUGCCGCGCCACACAACACCAACAAACAGAAUUAGAUCGUUCGGAGUAUCCCCAGAGGAUUUGGGCAACCUGGAUUUAGUUACCGGCAGAGUCAAGGGCGACAUAAUUGACGGUAAGGAUGUCAAUCUGGCGUCACUUCUGAUUCCGUAUUUUGAUUUAGAAGGAAAGAAUCAGGACGAUGCACGUCUGAAACGUAACUUGACCAUUGGAGAAUUCAUUACCGCAUUUGGUAAAUACAAACGUGUCAUGUGCCGGGCAUACCCGGAUCGUAGAGACGAACUAGACGCUUAUGAAGCGAACAUCGUUAACAUUUAUAACUCUUACGGCAGUAAGUUUUACGAAUACCAUAAGAUGUUUUCACUUAAAAGUGCCACAGCACUCCAACAACACGCCAUUAAAGUGGAUUGGUCCGUGAAAGACCGCGACUUACUGUUACUUAUAGCAGGUGGCAUUAAAUCUAGGAACUGUGCGAAAUGUGGGGAAGUCUCGCAUGAUACACAUUUCUGUCCAUUGGUACAAUCAGGGCCUUUUAGUAAGGCAGGUAAUUCAAACCAGAACAGCAGUAGAAGGCAGGAUAACGAGACAGACAGGCAUGGUAGGAAAAGAGUUUUUCAUGAAGGGACAGAAGUUUGCAAUAAUUUCAAUGGAUCACGUGGUUGCAAUAGAGCAAAUUGCCCUCUGAAACAUGUCUGCAUCCAUUGUAAAGCGACAGAUCAUGGGUCUGACUCAGGUCAUUGUAAAGACAAUGCUGCUUCAAAAUCAACCAAGUCGAAACAUACCACCUGACUACAUAAUUCCACGGAUGGCUCCAUACACAGAGAAACAGUAAAAACAUGCAUAAAUGUGACACAGUUACAGACUGAAUUAACCAAUCAUGAAGAUCAACAUUUUGUUGAUUAUUUGAUAGAAGGACUUACAUAUGGUUUUGACACAAUGGUACAGACCACUGACCUACCUCCGAAAGAAUGCAAAAAUUUACAAUCUGCAUUAAAGCAAAAAGAUGUCGUCGAUAGACUUUUACAAAGUGAACUAGAUAAAGGAUUUUUGGAAGGACCAUUUUCCACAUCUCCAUUUUCACAAUAUCGUGUGUCGCCAAUAGGGGUAGCAGAAGGAAAAUAUUCACAUAAAAAACGUUUGAUAGUCGAUCUUUCUUCACCCCACAACAGUGAGCAUUCCAGUAUAAACGACCUCAUAGACAAAGAACAAUGUUCACUCACUUAUGUAAAAAUCGAUGACGCUAUCAAAGAAAUUGUGAAGUGUGGACGAAGAGCUAUGAUGUGUAAAACUGAUAUCAGCGAUGCUUUCAAGUUGAUACCAAUCUCACCAGAUCAACAUCAUUUGUUUUGUAUCAAAUGGCAAGGAAUGUAUUACUACUACACACGAUUGGCUUUUGGGUGCCGGUCAAGCCCCAAGAUAUUUGAUACUUUAUCCACUGCCAUAUGCUGGAUUGCUCUUAACAAUUAUGACAUUAAGUUUAUCUUACAUUUGCUAGAUGAUUUCCUCACAGUAGAUAAACCCAAUUUUGACAGUGAUAGAACCAUGGCUUUACUGACAAUGAUUUUUAAGAAGUUGAAUAUCCCGAUAGCCCAACACAAAACUGUAGGCCCUAGCACGUGUGUGGAAUAUCUAGGAAUCAUUUUAGACUCUGACCAAAUGCAGGCUAGACUACCAAGAGACAAAAUAGAACGUAUCACUGCAUUGAUGGAAUCUUUUCUCGCCCGUAAAUCAUGUACCAAACGGGAGCUAUUGCAAGUGUUGGGCCACCUGAAUUUUGCCACUAGAGUGAUUUUACCGGGCCGUUCCUUUGUGUCAUACUUGUUAACACUGGCAGCUUCAGUUCGGGAACUUCAUCACUAUGUACACCUCACUGCAGCUUGCAGAGAAGAUUUAAGAAUGUGGAAAUAUUUCUUAAGUGAGUGGAAUGGAGUCUCCAUGUUUCACGAUAUCUCUAUCACUUGUGCUUCAGACAUAGAGUUAUACACAGAUGCGUCAUCUACCAUUGGACAUGGGGGUUAUUUUCAAGGGAGAUGGUUUUGUGAGCCAUGGCCAAAGAACAUUCCCUUAAUUGCUGAGGACCUCAUGUCUAUGGCAUUCAUGGAACUUUACCCCAUUGUGGUAGCAGCUAUUUUGUGGGGUCAUCUAUGGUCCCAGAAGAAAAUCCUGUUCAAAUGUGACAAUCUAGCUACUGUACAUAUUGUAAAAAAGGGGAGAUCUAAAGUUAAAUCAAUUAUGAUGUUGAUGCGACAACUUACGUGGUGUGCCAUAAAGUAUAACUUCGCUAUCUUUGCUGAACAUGUACCAGGUACAAGCAAUGACAUCGCUGACUC